Molecule: messenger RNA, 4343 nt
Organism: Lactuca sativa (garden lettuce)
Lineage: Eukaryota; Viridiplantae; Streptophyta; Magnoliopsida; Asterales; Asteraceae
Product: disease resistance protein RUN1
Biological process (GO): signal transduction; defense response
Molecular function (GO): ADP binding
Source: RefSeq, a predicted model, not a curated record
UUAACUAAAAUUACAAUUUUUGACUAACGGUAGGACCAUUUUUUCAAUUUUGUCUAUAUUAGGACUUCGGGAACUAAAAACCAACAUUCUUCUCACCUCUCUCGCCGUCUACAUUCCUUCGUCGUUGACUUGCCGUUUACCUGUUGACUUCCCGCCCUUCGCUCUGUAGCUUUUACACGUCAUCCUGUUCGCUCGACUCGCCGUUGAUACGUACCUCCGAUAUUCUCGCUGCUUCAGAAACAUUAUGUAUGGGAUCUUGAGAUUGAGGCACAAUUGAGGAAAGUGUGAGAUUCAAAAGCUUCAGAACACAAUACUUACUUUCAUACUUUCUGAGACACAAGACAUAAGCGAUCAAACCAACAGUCAUAGCUUAUCUAGAUACAAAGUCGUGGGAAGAUUGAAGAGUACUCAUCAAUCCAGAACUCAUAAUGGUUGUUCUUUCUGAACUUUGUGAAGGGUCUUCAUGUUCAUCAACUCAUAAUUGUCAUAGACAUGACGUAUUUUUAAGUUUCAGAGGUGUUGACACUCGUCAUGGUUUCACUAAUCACCUUUACAACGCCCUCAUGCAUGCCAAUAUCACCACCUUCUUGGAUGAUGAAGAUAUUGAAACAGGGGAAGAUCUAAAACCAGAAUUGGAGAGUGGUAUUCGAGGGUCUAGGGCUUCUGUUAUCGUGUUGUCCAAAAAUUAUGCUACUUCCACAUGGUGUCUUGACGAACUAGUGUUGAUCCUUGAGCAACGUAUGAAAUCCAAUCAUGUUGUAAUCCCCAUCUUUUAUCAUGUUAAGCCCAGCCAUGUCAGGAAACAACAAAGUAGCUUCGGAGAUGCAAUGGCUAAGCAUAGACAAAAGAUGGAGGCAGAAACAAAUUCAAAUAAAAGAAGCCAAUGGGCUCAAAAGAUAGAGCUUUGGAAUAAAGCGCUUACAGAAGUUGUUGAUUUAAAAGGGAAGGAUGCAAAUGGCAGGCUUGAGGUGGAGCUUAUUGAUGAAAUUGUCAAGGACAUCUUCCGUAGACUACGCAUAUCCUCAAGGUUUCCACUACCACAACUUAUUGGGAUGGAAGAUUCCAUUAACUUCGUCACUUCAUGGCUGAAAGAUACAUCAUCACAUACGACAAAUAUACUAACUAUUUUGGGUAUGGGUGGGAUCGGGAAGACAUCUUUAGCCAAAUAUGUCUAUGCGUUACAUUUUCAUGAAUUUGACAAAAGCAGCUUCAUUGAAGAUAUCGGUAGGAAAUGUGAGGAAAAAUCUAAUGGGAUUCUUGAUGUUCAAAAACAACUAUUUGAUGACAUUUCAAAACCAAGUUCAGUUCAAGUUCUUGAUGAUUCUAUAUACACCUCAAUGAUAGAGAAUGCAGUAGCCCGUAAAAAGGUGUUUUUGGUUCUUGAUGAUAUUAGUUCUCUAAACCAGUUAGAUGCAUUACUUGGAACCAAAGGUUUUUAUGCAGGAACUAAAAUCCUAGUAACAACAACGGACGCAUGGUUAACAAAGAGUUGUGCACUAUUCAAAACGAAUGAUAAACCCAAUCAUGCAAUGUACGAGCUUAAAGUCUUAUAUGAGAUCGAUUCACAAAAACUUUUUUGUUAUCAUGCAUUUAUGUGCAAUGAGCCCAAACCAGGUUAUGAAGAGGUGUCAAAAAAGCUAGUAAAGUAUUGUAAAGGACAUCCUAUGGCUCUUAAAGUUUUGGGUAGGUCUCUACAUAAUCGAGACGUAACUUAUUGGGAGGGAUACAUAGAUAGGCUAAAGAAAGAAAAUGAUUCCCCUAUAAAUAAUGUCUUGAGAAUGAGCUUUGACUCAUUGUCAUCAGAAAAUGACAAGGACUUGUUUAAGCAUAUAGCUUGUAUUUUUGUUGGAAUGGAUAGAAAUGAUGUCGUAACAAUAUUAGAGGCAUGUGAUAUAGAAACAAGAACUGGGAUCACAAAUCUCGUCGACAAAUGCCUUCUUAGUAUCGGAUGGAAUAAUGAAUUGAAGAUGCAUGAGUUGGUUAAAGAGAUGGGAAGAUUUGUGGUACGUGAGGAAUCACUUUACAAGCCAUGGGAACGAAGUCGAAUAUGGGGUCUUGAGUCAUUCAAAGUGUUAAAACAAAAAAAGUGUAUGGAAAAUGUUCUAGGUCUAACCCUUGACAUGAGAAUGCUUGAGAAAGAGAAGUUACACGGAUCACUUGAGUUGAUAACAGAUGCAUUGAGUAAGAUGGAUAGUCUAAUGCUGCUACAACUCAAUUAUGUGCAAAUAACCGGCUCUUUCAAGAACUUUCCAGAAGAAUUAAGAUGGCUGUGUAUGCAUGGGUUCCCUUUGAAGUCUAUACCUCCAGAUUUACCAAUGGAGAAUUUGGUUUCUCUUGACAUGUCACAUAGUAGUAUUGAAUCAUUUGGGAUUUGUUAUAGCUAUCCACAACGACUUCAUAAGAGGCUAAAGCAAUUAAUUGGAUCGUGCACAAAAGAUAAAAAGUUGCUUGGAUCGUUAAAGAUUCUUAAUUUAAGUUGUUGUGAACAACUUCAUAGUCUUCGUGGCUUUGACCACCUCCCUAAACUUGAGAGACUAAUACUUAAAGGUUGUAUUGGUUUGAUUGAGAUUUGUGAAUCAAUUGAGCAAUGUUUUGAACUUGUCCACAUCGAUCUGAGCUACUGCAACAAGCUUGAAAAACUUCCAAGAAGCUUAGGCAUGUUAAAGAAAGUUAAAACAUUAUUGUUAGACGGUUGUUAUCUCGGUGAAUCUCGAAUCAAGAUUAGGGAUAAGAAAUCAUCGGAAAUGCUCAAGGCUAACAACAUUGGCAUAAACACAAUAACCUCUUCCUCCACUCUUCUUCAGGCUAUGCCAAGUUAUUCAAAGUUUUCUGUCAUUUCUUUACCGAGAUCUUUAGUAAGCUUGUCGCUGGAGAAUAAUAAUUUAUCUACUGAAUCUUUUCCGAUGGACUUCAGUUGCCUAACCAUGUUAAAAGAAUUAUAUCUAGAUAAAAAUCCUAUUUUUUCCCUGCCCCGUUGUGUGAGAAGUCUUCCUAGGCUAGAGAAACUUAGUAUGGUAAACUGUCAUAUGCUUACAUCAGUCGAGCAUCCUCCACAUACACUAACAUCUUUAAAUCUAAUGUUUGAUUUUACAAAUAAGCCAUUGUUACGAAAAGUUGUAUUUGAUCCACGAAUGUCCCCACUCAAGUUCUCUCUAGAACGAACGAUCUUGGCACAUUCAUCGUUUGAAUUUGAAGGUAUGGUCAAAAUCCAACCAAUGGCUGGUGUUGAGGAAAAUAUAUUACAUUGUUUGGGAUGGACUAACUUACACUUCCUUAUAGGAAAGCACGUGAAAAUUUCUAUUGGUUAUAGAGAAACUGAGGAAUCUGAAAUCCAGAUGUAUUAUGAAUUUGGAAUAUUCAGCACACUUUAUUGGGGUAAAGAGAUGCCAAAUUGGAUUACACAUAGAAGCAUGGGGCCAUCAAUAUCAUUUACAAUCCCAUCAUCUCCUAACAACCUCACAGGAUUGAAUUUCUGCUAUGUGCUGACAUCUGGAUGUUUGGAUGAGACACAUGGAUCUGUAGAUGAUCUGGACCUUAUUAAUUUGCCGGUGAUCAAAAUUUGUAAUAUAACAAAGAACCUCACAUGGAUAUACGAACAUUACAUUGAGAAAUUCAAUGUGGGUGGCCAUCGUCUAAUAUUAUUAAGUCAUUGGAUGUUUGGGAUGAAUGAGAUGGAGUGUGGUGAUCAAAUUACUAUUACAGUGAGGAAGAGACUAUAUGAUACUGGUAAUGCAGUUACUAAGGAGUGUGGGGUGAGUUUUGUGUAUGAUAAUGGAGAGAACAAAAAAGAAGAUGUGUUGGGUUAUUACAGGUCAUGGAAUCACAUCAUUGGUGGAGAUCUCACUGGAUUUCAAUCAACAACAGGAGAAUACAUCCUAAGCAAACGUCGAAUUAUUUGGCCUACGCUUGAUAUAGCUCUACGAAACUAUUAUCAUCUAUGUGGAGAAGGCGCACACUUUAAAGAUAAGCUGUACUUCAAAGCUUUGUCUAAUAGGAAGCCUGGCAUAUUAAAGGAUGGUCCCUAAGCUGGCAGUCCACUCAACGGACUUACACUUUGGCUUGCCUGACCUUUCCUCAUCCCAACAACUCAGCAAUUCUAAGCAGUCUUUUUUCAUGUUUUCAAAUGGCAAUGAAGGUGCUUUUUGGUUUUGGUGUUUUCUUGUCUCGGAAAGUUGGAUCUUCAAAACAUGCAUGUUCAGAAUUUGUACAAUACUAGGUUGGAUAUAUUUUAUGUAUAGAUAUUUAUUAUUAUACCAUUUUUUUCAAGGUACAAUGUGUAUAAGGAAGAAAUGAAGUAGAAUGUUGUAAUAAACAUAUCAAUGAAAGUACAUUGCCCAAAGCUA